Molecule: messenger RNA, 756 nt
Organism: Corylus avellana
Lineage: Eukaryota; Viridiplantae; Streptophyta; Magnoliopsida; Fagales; Betulaceae
Source: RefSeq, a predicted model, not a curated record
UUUGCCCACACCUCAAAUACCCAAGCCCAAAUUUUUCCCAUUCCUGAAUCCUCCUGCUGCCCCCCUAUCUCGCAGCAACACCUUAUCUCCAAAACCCCAAUUCUAGGGUUUUGGCCAUUCCCCUUCCCUCUCCUCCAAACCCCCAAAAAAACCCACACCAGGAUUCGCACCAACCUUUCAUUUCUUCAUUUUGAUCGCAAAUGGAACAACCACCAACCCCAAAAAAUGCACUUCCAAAAGAGAAAAGCAGCGGCAACAACCAGAGGAAAAAGCUGCCGACCGCAGGAGAGCUGGUAUCCCACUAUGAAUCCCAAGGGCUCGACUCCAAUGAAGCCUCCAUAAAGGUCAUAGAAGACCUCCAGAACGCCCUCUUCAGGGUCAUUUCCUCCGGGAGAGGCAGAAAAGACAAGUUCAUGGCUGAGACCUCGAGAAAGAUCGAUGCCACCAACAGCAGGCUCGCAAUUCUUGACAUGAAAGUGGAUUCCAAGCCUGGGUAUGGAGAGACUUUUGCCAUUGGGGUUGCUUCUGGUGUCGCCUUGAAAGGAAUUGGGAGUGUCAUGCCUCAUGUUCUUGGGGCUCUUGGUCAGAUUUGGAAUUCUGUUAGGAGUGCUACUAAGUCUUCUCCUUGAAUGAAUCUUUUUUGUUCCUCAGCUUUUGUGUGUUUUUUUUUUUUCCUGAAUAUCUUCCUGGGUUUGUUUGGACUCGUAUUGAAUACUUGGAUUUGCAGGGGUAAAGUGAAAGGAAAAUUUUUGUUUC